Bombus huntii is the source of this 2917-nucleotide messenger RNA. RefSeq names its product SPARC-related modular calcium-binding protein 1 (gene magu). Bases 539 to 2212 code for a protein of 557 amino acids. Lineage: Eukaryota; Metazoa; Arthropoda; Insecta; Hymenoptera; Apidae. Gene Ontology annotation, molecular function: protein binding; heparin binding; calcium ion binding. The transcript has 9 exons. Gene Ontology annotation, biological process: extracellular matrix organization. Gene Ontology annotation, cellular component: basement membrane. The record is from RefSeq and is a predicted model, not a curated record.
GCUCGGGCACGAAGUCCUCGUCACUUUUUUAACCAUCGAAAUUCUCCGAUAGCGACGAAGAGGAGCGUAACACACAGGACUGCAACGGGGAGUCUGCCAUCGGGCCGAGACAGGCUGCUCCAGCAGGCGAGCAAGUGCCAGUUGCUCGGCGGCAGUUGCCACGGCUGGACAUACAUUUGCUUCCUUUCGUCGAGGUCUUCGUUUACAUGCGACUUACCCCCGUCGCGGUUCUUUGAAAGGGAGUUCGAGGGUCGAAAGUAAUCACCGUGAAGGAAAGUGACGAGAAGCCGAAAUCGUGGAAGCAUUUCGAAGGAAGAAAUAAACGGCAAACGAGAGGAAAAGGAGAUAGAUAGAUAGAUAGAUAGAGAGAGAGAGAGAGAGAGAGAGGGAGAGAGAGAGAGAGAGAGGGAUCAUGAAAAGGAGGAUGCCAUGUGUUAGGAACAGUGAGUGCGUGUGAGUGGCGUGCGUGUUACGUGCGUGUCGGCCCAGUGGCUUCGGUCCUUCGACCCUCGAGGACGUACCACCAGCCGAGGACACGAUGAUGAUCUCGAUGAUACAAACUGCCAUCCUCCUGUCCGUCUUCGUUCAUCUCAAUGCCGCCACCAAUACUAUCACUAUGGCUAAGGAGGAGUGCAGAAAAAGGAUAGCCGAAUGUACAAUGAGUGACGGUGCAAGUACACCGGUAUGUGGGAGCGACGGUGUUACGUAUUCGAGUCAGUGUCGGGUCAUCUCGAAGCAGUGUCAAGGCAUGUCUAUUCUUAUCAAACACACUGGCCCUUGUCCAGAGACACCAGCAUGCUUCUCCGCAAGACUGACUGCCAGGCCGGGUGCACGACCAGUCUGUCGUUCGGAUGGCACUUACGCACCGGUGCAAUGUCACGAGGAAACCGGGUACUGUUGGUGCGUGACGCCGCAGGGCAGACCACUGCCCGACACCUCGGUAAGAAACGAAAGACCAAGAUGUGUGAAAAAACCUGGUCCCAGAUCUACUGCUUCCACCAGGAGCGGCCAAAGGAGGCGCUCGCCGAACUGGAAGCAGCGAAGGCAGUAUAGCAGUAAGCAUAGGAAUACGUGUGAUCGAGCGGAAAAGUCCAAGUUCAACGGGAACCUGAUCGAAAACUUCAAGAUCGAGUACAGGCGGACGAACAUCUCUGCCGAUGGCGACAAAAAUGUAGAAAGAGUAUUGUCGUGGAAAUUCGUGACACUGGACAAAAAUGGGGAUGGAUACCUGGAUAGGGCGGAGUACAAGGAAUUGAGGAGGCUUGCGAAGAAGGCGGUAAGGCCGAAGAAAUGUGCUCGCACGUUCGCCCGCACGUGCGACCUAAAUCGGGAUUUGAAACUCUCUAGGCAAGAAUGGGGUGCCUGCCUUGCGAACGACUUCACUCUACGUUUGUUCUUGUCGCUGAACCCCGCAGACGAGCGCCCCGAGGUCCCUGAGGCCCAGAGGACCCGGGUCAUGGACCAAGUAUUGAAAGGCAAUCCUGCUCCGGCGCAUUCUCGACCAACGUUCAAAGAUGAUCCAACCGAUACGAAAGAGGAUAGCGACGCAAACGAUUGUUUAACGGACAGACGAUCCGUAUUAGAAGACGAGAGGCAACAUUCUCAAGAGAAAUUUUAUGUACCUGAAUGUACACCUGACGGAAGGUAUCAUCGAGUGCAGUGUUAUUCUGGUUAUUGUUGGUGCGUGUACCAGGAUACUGGCAAACCGAUACCCGGGACAUCUUCCAAAGACCGUACUCCAAAUUGUAAUCCAGUACCUAUUCCUAGCAGACCUAUGAAAGGUUGUCCCGAACAAAAGAAACAAUUGUUUCUACGAGAUUUAAUGGACUUAAUGCAGAAAAAGAUGAAGGCCUCCGGUACAGAUUCGGAUGAAACGACAGCUAAGUGGCAAGCUUCGAAAGAGGAGCAAAUAGCAACUUGGCAUUUUGUCAUGCUUGAUAAAAACAAAAAUAAGGUUCUAGAGAGGAAAGAAUGGAAAAGUUUCCGCACGAUGGUAGCGAAUAACAGGCAGCUUCAAAGAUGCGGAAAAAGGCUUCCUAGAUACUGUGAUAUCAACAACGAUAGAAAAAUCAGCAUGACAGAAUGGUUCAGUUGUCUAAAUGCUCAACGACCUACGACACGUAAUUAUUUUCAUUACAAAUACGUAUAUUUGAUUCGCUUGGGAAUGCAUAAUUUUGCAACAAUCAGAGUUGUUCUUCUCUUAAAUUCGUGAAUAUUAAAUUAUUUCAGCUGAAAGUACGGAAAAAUCAUCAACGAGUAAACCCAAGAGAAUGGGCCCAAAUCCGUUGGAUCAAUUUCUUAAAAACGACGAUGAUUAGAAGUAUAUGUGAUAUGAAUGUGUGUGUUCGUCAUUUCAUCCAUAUGUUGUAGUGAUCAUUCAUCUAGCAUGUGGAUCGCAACGACGGAACUUUCAAAAGAAAGCCAAUUACUGUGUUAAAAAAAUUUUAUUUGUAUUUUUAUAUCCGGUGAUAAAUAUCACUCAUAUCAUUUUAUUUUUAAUAUGGAUCAUAUUUCUGUACCUCACAGAUAUUGAUAAUUCGAUAGUGUAGUUUAGCAUAAUGAUGAUAUAUAUAGCUGUAAGAAUAAAAAGUAACAAAGUAUUACGGACAUACAGUCGUGUACAUAUUUAAAAAAAUUUUUUCUUGUUUAAGUGCUAUGUACUGCUUUCUCAUGACAAAGAUAGAUGCAGACACGUAAAAUUGAAUGUACAAUUGCCGAAUGUGUUAUUAAACUCGCUAAAUGUCUCGCUCUUUGUUCCAUGAGUACUACAAACAAUUGUUUAAUUUAGGUUUAAUUAAAUUUAAUUCGUACAUCUUUUAAGAUUUCUACCAUAAUUAUGAACUGUAUGACACUAUCGAUUCAUAAAUCAUUGUAAAGUUAAAAAUUGUUUGCUGAAAUAAAUUUUGUUUUAACAAGA